AUGCUGACAGCCACAGAUUGCAAAACGUUACAAGGUCUUGGGGAGCCGUUCGUCUCUAAAGCCUUGUUUGUGAUGCAUGGUUUUGUCUCAGACGAGACGAAUUCCAUGCUCCCCAGAUUCUUACCCCGUGGCCAACGUGCGUGCUGUAGACAAGGGUUCCUGGCCUCAAAAGCGCUUUCCAAGUGCAUCAAGUCGGGUCAUCGAGAGGUCAUUUGCACGUUUCAGCUAUCAAUAUACCAUACCAUCAGCCAAUGUGUUCGUACAUUCCACCAGGAUUCCCGUGGUAAAGGCUCCAUGCCGCCACAAACAGUGGCUGCAGCUUGCCCGCAGCUCCUGGACGAUGCCUGA
Molecule: messenger RNA, 348 nt
Organism: Pochonia chlamydosporia 170
Lineage: Eukaryota; Fungi; Ascomycota; Sordariomycetes; Hypocreales; Clavicipitaceae
Exons: 1
Coding region: 1-348 (115 amino acids)
Source: RefSeq, a predicted model, not a curated record